UCUUCUUCAGGUGUGACUGCAGGAACUUCUAUCUAUCAUUUACCUGGAGAUAAUGGUAUUUUGCCUUGUAACAGUCUGCCAUCCUUUUCCUCAUGUUCCAAUGUUAACUGGAUUUACAACCCAAAUGUAAAUACUGUAAACAUAACUGUGGUUGAGGGUGGAAAUGUUAAGAGUUCACAACAAUCCGCCCGACUGAAUGUGGACAGUAACUGUUCUCUGAUCAUCACCAACAUCGCUCCUGAGGACGCUGGAUGUUACACCUGUCAUCAUGGGGAACCCAACAACCUUGAUGCACAAGUGUUUCUAAAUAUUUUGACUAUUUAUCUGUCUCCACCACACAACGGUCCAGCAAAGGAUGGAGAUCUUUCUUUAGAAUGUACUCUGUGGAGACAUUUUGUGGACGGCUCUUGUCCAAAGAAAAGUCUCAGAUGGGUGGAUGAAACAGAAACUGUGCUGCUCGCAGAAUACCGAGGGUACUGUGUUUCCUUACUGACACUGAAGAAUCACCAUGAGGGCAACAGAAGAUACACCUGCCGUUUUUUUGAGGGAAACAGCAUGAAGAUAGAAGGUCACUACAAAUCGGUCUUUAAAGAUCCAGCUGCUAACCAGCCUAUCCUCAUCACCAUCGCAGUGAUGAUAGUGGUGGUGCUGAUGCUGGUCAUCAUUGCUGCCAUUUUCUUAAAGAGGAGGAGGAGGAGGACCAGACUCCCAGAUGAUGAAACAUACACAAAUAAUCAAAAUCCAACCUCUCAAAGUCAUCGCUAUGAUUUUAAUGUGGCCUAUGCUUCCAUUGACCAUUCUAAGUCAAAGGGCUCUCGUAAGAAAAAGGCCAAAGAGGAGGAAGACACUGUGUAUUAUUCUACUAUCAGGACUAAUGUGGACAUCUCUACAGCUGUGUCACUGAACCAAGAUACGCUAAACAGGAAAUGAAGCAUUUCAUGACAUCAGUAUAUGAAAUCUAUUAACAGGAAUUGGCAUUUGAGCUUGUCACAUGUAGCAGUUCUUAAGAAGCAGCUGUUUAUAGUUGGUUGUUCACAUCCUGUGGUUUUUGAUUCUGCUGAAACCUGAUGGACCAUGUUAACAUUUGCCCGCAUGAGAGAUCGGUCAGAUAAACUUCUUUAUGUUGGCUAUCUUAAGCUGCCUGAAGCAUUUAAUGUUAUAUAAAACAUAUAAAAAUGACAUUCUUUAAUACGACCGCCCACUAUACAGAGCUAAGUUGACAGCAGUUGUUUAAGUGACUCAUUUUUCCGAUCAUUGUUGUAUUUUUAACAUGUAUUUGCUGGAGGUGAAAAAAUAAUCUCACAGAUAAAUUCUCGGAAUCUGUAAAUAUAAUGCUUAUAUGGAAGAACUUUCCAUCUUUGUUUAGGAAGUGGGCGGGAUAAAAAACGGUUGGCUUUUCUCAUUCAUUCUCAUCUUGCAGAACAGAUGUCAAGACAGGAAUCACUGUGGUUCCCUGGGAAACAAAUCCAUAAUGAUUAUGCUGCAAUGCCUACUAUGAAAUUACAAACUUUAGCAGUUUCAUAAUUAAAAACAAGCAUGCUCUCUAUUUUUAAUACUAGGCUUUACAUGUUACUUUUUGACAAAGCGUGUAGUUAGCCUGAGCUAUCUAUGUAGUCAUUUGGGUUCAUAUGCUCUGAUUUUGGCAGUUAUAGACAAAAUCUUUGUUGUGAACAAAUCUGGUCUGAGUGGUCCUUUGUUUUCAGUCAGAGACUUUGUAAUUCUUGGUUCCAUUAACUUCAUAUUAGCAAUGUCUUCUGGUUGUUCAUAACAAAAAUGCUUGGCGCAGUGAAUCUGUUUAACCUUAUCUCCUACUAUUCAGAGGAGGUAACUAUGGCCUCAGCUAUUAUGCUAUUUGUUAUUGUCCCAUAGAUUUCACUGAUGGUUCUGUGCUUAUCUGUUGAGCUGUAUCUAUCUUACAAUUAUGCCACUAAUAGAGCUACUGCUGCCAUUAGUGCUUAGUUUUUUUUGGUUUUUUACCACAGAAAAGUACCACUGGAACAGUCCUGUGUUUUUUGAGUGCCUCCUAUGUCCUUUCAACCUCCAAAUGCUUGCCGUCGCUCAGACUGAGCUUACUUUGCUCCUGCUAGAAGUUUCUUUCUGUUAAAAGGGAGUGAUUUAUUUUUACUAUUGCCAUACCUCCCGUAGAGUUGGGACUGCAUCAUAGUCAAUGACUAGAUGCAAUCAGAUGGGCUUCCUUCAGAGAGCCGCAUUGCUAACUAUUAUUAUAAGAUUUACUGACUUUAAUUUGAGUUCUGUUGGACUGCAUUUAAUUGAAUCUGAAUGGAUAACACAAUAUGAACUCUAUUGAAAGCAGAGCCAUGGCUCACCAAAUAUUACUGGGUCAGAUCAACCAAGGAUUUAAACAUUAAAGAUCUUUGGGCACCAACAUGAUAAUAUCUUGAAUUAUAAAUAUAAACAGUUCUGCAGAACAUGCUGUGGGGCAACCAGCAGGUGAUCCCUUGGUUUAUUAUUUGUUCUUGACCAUUUGUUCUUAAUUAUCAAUUAAAUUCAGAUCACGUCAUCCUGCUAUCACCAAUUCUUCCUGAGUCUUAAGUCACAGUUGCCCCAAAUGUGUCCACUAUUCGUAAACAAUCAUUUUUAAUUGAUGAAAAGCUCCUUUUAACUACAUCUUCAAGCUGCCUCUUUUUGCUCUUUUGACCAAGAUAUUUGCAGGUCGCAUUUGUACAGUCAGCUCAGAUGGCUGUAUUUGAUCAAUACAUCUUCUUUCUUUACUUGUCAGUGCAUUUUAUGAAAGUAAAAUCUGACCUUCUCGAUGAAAUAACCCUGAAAUGUGAUGUUCUGGUUUGUUCUGUGAAAAAACGGCAAUGGAAUAACAUUGCCUAAUCUCUGUGUCUCAUGGAUAACAGCGUCAGUGAAAGGCAGGUUCUGUCUGUCCUCAACCUGCACCUGACGAUCUCCUAUCACGCGUUUCAGCUCUUCCUGGACCUGGUCUGGAAAUUCAAAAGAGAAAACAAUAAAGUUAAUUCUCUCACUCAUCCAUGCAGCAUCAUUAUAUUCCGUAUUUUGCUGUCUUCAUAGAGAUUUAACUCCCCACCUUGUAUUUUCGGAUUCUUGACCAUAAACAUGAGCGCUCAUCUCAGUGUUGUUGAUGUUGUUUCAGUCCUAGCAGAAAACAGGUUCAUGACAGUUACCAAUAGGUUGUCAUUGUGGUAGUGAGUAUUGGUGAUCCCAGCCUCCUACAGAUGAGGAUCAGACAACUAUUAAACUAAACAAAGAAAUCAUCUUUAAGACGUUAUCUUAAAGACAACACACAAACCCAGCAUAUGUUAAUAUUAGGAAUAAAUGUCAUCUUUUCUGCAGAGGGAUUUAACUAUCCAGGGCCUUGGAAAGGAACAGUAUUCAUACCUUUUUCACAUUUUGUCAUGUUCCAAAUCUCAAUGUAUGUUUUUGUUAUUUUAUGUGAUAUAACAACAGAAAAUUGGUUAUAAUUGUGAAGUGGAUGGAAAAUAAUCCUGGAUCAGUGUUUCUGUGUUUGUUUUUCUGUCUCUGCUCUGUUCUCUCAAACCCCAAGUCGUUCAUAGCAGAUGGCCGCCUACACUGAGCCUGGUUCACUGAGUCUGGUUCAAAUUUAAAUAAGGAUUGUGCCCAGUAAAUUAAAAUCUGUAUAUGUGCAGGUUUGUACAUUUUAAAUAAUAAACCUUUCCUACCAUGAUGUAGGCCAGCUU
This is a messenger RNA of Girardinichthys multiradiatus, 3686 nucleotides long. RefSeq lists its product as uncharacterized. The annotation marks the transcript as partial. The transcript is spliced from 6 exons. The record is from RefSeq and is a predicted model, not a curated record. Lineage: Eukaryota; Metazoa; Chordata; Actinopteri; Cyprinodontiformes; Goodeidae. Gene Ontology annotation, molecular function: protein tyrosine kinase binding; MHC class II protein binding. Gene Ontology annotation, cellular component: external side of plasma membrane; membrane raft. Gene Ontology annotation, biological process: T cell activation; interleukin-15-mediated signaling pathway; positive regulation of ERK1 and ERK2 cascade.